This is a messenger RNA of Volvox carteri f. nagariensis, 1029 nucleotides long. RefSeq lists its product as uncharacterized. The annotation marks the transcript as partial. NCBI's taxonomy places the organism in Eukaryota, Viridiplantae, Chlorophyta, Chlorophyceae, Chlamydomonadales, Volvocaceae. The transcript has a single exon. The record is from RefSeq and is a predicted model, not a curated record.
CGUCGGCGUCGGCGGGAGCGCAGGGCUGGAACCCGUCGGAGGAGCCAAUUACGGAUAGCCUGAGUUCAAAAGCGCUGACGGUGAGGGCUGCGGGGCCGGCGAUUGGGGAGGCGACGGAUGUUGCGAAGGCUGCAACGGCGGCGGCUGCCUUGGGUGUUCCGUACGCCGCGCUCGGAGGCUUGACGGCGUUGACGACGGCGACGGCGUCGGCGGCGUCGGCGGCGGCAGUACGGAGACCCAUGAGUCCGGAGGUGACUGCUGCCACCCGUGGCGUCACGGCGGACUCAGAAGAUGAGUUCCGUCAGCGGCGUCCGGCAGCGGCGGCAGCGAAGGCGGAGGCGACGGCGGCGGCGGAAGAUGGAGAUGAAGACGAGGGGCACCUCCAAGCGCUUGGCGCUCCCCACGGCUGCGGAAUGGGAAGGCGUGCUGUCAGCGGCAGCGGCAGCGGCUCCAGCGCCGACGCGACUGGGGAUACACCUUCAUCGGCGGCGGCGAGCAUGCACCUCGACAUCGCCGGGGGUUCGGCAGGGCCGCUUGCGGCGACCGAGGCACGGCGGCGCUUCCUGCAUGCCGUACGCGAUCGGCUCGAGGUGCUUAAAAUGGGUCUGGAUGGUCAGGUCUUGCGCCUUAUGUCGCCGCCGCCACCGCGGUGGCUUCCGAUGACGGAGGCCGAGGCGGCGAUGGUUGCCGAGGCUGUUGGAGCUGGCAGUCGCGGAGGCGGCAGCGGAGGCGGAGGCCAUAGGCGGCUUUCGCUUUUGAUGCUUCCCAGCCUGGCGCUGGAGCUGCGUCUGGGAUCCGCAAGACCAUGGAGAGGCAGAGCGGAGGCGGGUGCGGGUGCGGAGGCGGCGGAGGCGGUUGGCGGAGCGAAGCAAAAGUAUGCCGACGAGGGCGCACACGACAGUGUACGGCAGCUGUUGGACGAGCUGGAGGUGGAGUUGGCGGUGGAGGCGCACUCGGGAGUUCUAAGCGAGGCGGCGGGCUGGGACGACCGUUGGAUUUCCCAGGAAGACGAGGGCCUGGCGGCGCCGG